AUGUCGAAGGACGAGAAAGAGUCGAUCAUACCAGACGUCAUCUACGACGACAAAUCAGGGAAGAGCUACAUCAAGGGCCGCUUCUUUGGAAAGGGUGGUUUUGCGAAAUGCUACGAGAUUCGUGAAUCCAAGAGUCAGGCGGUGUAUGCUGGUAAAAUAGUCAAUAAAAACAUGAUGACGAAGAACAGUCAACGAGAGAAGAUGACGCAGGAGAUUGCUAUUCACAGAAGCCUGAACCACGUAAAUGUGGUGGGCUUUCACGGCUACUUCUUCGACGUCCACAACAUCUACAUCAUCCUCGAGUUGUGCAGAAAGAGAUCGAUGAUGGAGUUGCACAAACGUAGAAAAGCUCUGACAGAGUGCGAGGUCCGGUACUUCAUGAAGCAAAUUCUGGAUGGUGUGGACUAUCUCCAUCAGCAUCGCAUAAUCCAUCGUGACCUGAAGUUAGGAAAUUUAUUCCUCAACGAUGAGCUCCAGGUGAAAAUCGGUGAUUUUGGAUUGGCAACGAAAUUGGAGCACGACGGUGAGAGAAAAAAAACCUUAUGUGGAACACCAAACUACAUUGCCCCUGAGAUCCUGACGAAGGUGGGCCACUCUUACGAGGUGGACGUCUGGAGUAUCGGUUGCAUAAUGUACACUCUGCUGGUGGGUAAGCCACCCUUCGAGACAGCAACCCUACGUGAGACAUACGCCAGAAUAAAGCAGGUCCAGUACAAAACCCCCACAAAUAUCAGCACAACAGCCAUCACGAUGAUUUCAAAUACCCUCCAGGGAAAUCCAGCAAAGCGUCCGAGUGUUGCAAAAUUGCUGAAAGAUCCCUUCAUCACCACUGGUUUUCUACCCCAGAGUCUGCCCCUCUCCUGUCUAACGAUGGCACCACGUCUGGAUACUCUGGAGACUUACAAUCAGCGGAAGCCUCUCUCUGAGAUGAAUCACAACGAAGAGGGCAUUGAUUCACCGAUGUUCAGGUUGCCAGGUUCACCAGCUCGAAAGACCAAGCAGGAUGGAGUCAGUGAGGUGCAACGAGCAGGUCGUGACAUAAAACGAAUGCUCAUCACGUUGAAGGAACAGGUGGGAGCUGUUCUCACCUCAAAACCAGCUCGAAGAGACGCUUCAUCAGCUGUCGAGAUGACAGAUCCAGCUGCCCAGCCCAUCCUGUGGGUCAGCAAGUGGGUCGACUACUCUGAUAAAUAUGGAUUUGGUUAUCAACUGUGUGAUGAUGGUGUUGGAGUCAUGUACAAUGAUGGCACUAGAUUAAUCAUGCUUGCCAAUAAGUUUAAUAUUCAUUAUAUCAAUCGAGAGGGCAGCGAAGUUUACUACACUGUCAAGGAUUAUCCCCAAACACUCGAGAAGAAGAUGAAACUCAUGAAUUUCUUUCUCCAGUACAUGAAUGAGCAUCUAAUGAAGGCCGGGGGAUCUGUUACUGUCAAGCAGAGCGACUCCAUGUCCAGGAUACCUUACAUGUAUCAAUGGUUUCGCACACAGACUGCUGUUGUCAUGCAGCUUACUAAUGGAUCUGUUCAGAUAAAUUUCCUGGACCAUACGAAGAUAAUCAUGUGUCCCCUUAUGGCAGCUGUAACUUACAUCGACAAUGACAAAAAUUUCAGGACCUAUCGUUUCGAGACAAUCCAGCAGAAUGGUUGUAGUGCAGGUCUAGCUAAAAAUCUUGAGUAUGCGUAUGAGAAGCUCACCCUGAUGAUAAGUAAUCUCCAGACACGAUAA
Fopius arisanus is the source of this 1722-nucleotide messenger RNA. RefSeq names its product Serine/threonine-protein kinase polo (gene polo). NCBI's taxonomy places the organism in Eukaryota, Metazoa, Arthropoda, Insecta, Hymenoptera, Braconidae. Gene Ontology annotation, molecular function: protein binding; protein serine/threonine kinase activity; ATP binding. Gene Ontology annotation, cellular component: cytoplasm; kinetochore; centrosome. The transcript is spliced from 3 exons. Gene Ontology annotation, biological process: mitotic spindle organization; protein phosphorylation. The coding region runs from base 1 to 1722 and encodes 573 amino acids. The record is from RefSeq and is a predicted model, not a curated record.